This is a messenger RNA of Panicum virgatum (switchgrass), 1796 nucleotides long. RefSeq lists its product as uncharacterized. Lineage: Eukaryota; Viridiplantae; Streptophyta; Magnoliopsida; Poales; Poaceae. The record is from RefSeq and is a predicted model, not a curated record. The transcript is spliced from 2 exons. The coding region runs from base 152 to 1600 and encodes 482 amino acids.
CCGAAACGGCUUCGUCAUCAUUUCGAAAGGAAGAAAAAGAAAGAAACGGCUUCGUCGCGCACUCGCGCUCCCCCACCUCCUCCUCCAUCCCGGCCCGGCGGCGCCACCGCCGCCGAGACGCCUCCCCGGCAACCGCUCCCAGUCCCAGGCCAUGUCCUCUAUAGCCGGAAGCCACAAAACCUUCCAACCCCAAAGCACUAACCCUCUAACCAGCACCGGGUUCGUCGGAGUUGGCCCUCACCGGAGAAGAAUGGGAGCUCGCCGGAAAAGAAGAAGGUUGCACGAAUCUCCAUUCGAUCCUAAGGGUAAGGAACAGCACCUCUAUCUUCUCUUCGACGACUGGCCGAGGGGUUACAAUAUCCGCAAGGUACAUCUGUUGCCCGAUGACUUCGGUUCCGGCGAACCCCCAGGUUGGCAGAUGGCUGCCCGCGUCUCAGGCGGAUGGGAGAUGGUCUGCACCGGCGACCGGCGCCUGCCGUCGGCCAUCUUCCGCUUCGAGGCACAGCGCGGGCUUCCCAUGUACUUCGCCGCCGCCUUCGACUCCAAGAUCUUGGCUUUGCAGCCCAUAGCCCCCGGGGCGGCGCUUCCUUCUGUGCUCUUGUGUGCUAUGAUGGCAAAAAGCUCUUCCGUGCUCGAGCACCACGUCAACGUCUUCGACGUCCGCACGCGGAGCUGCCUCUUUGCCCCUCGGCCGGAGACGUUCGGGCCCGACCCCAUCUACAUCCCCGCGGGCGGCAGGCUCUUUGCUCUCGGUGCCGGCACCUUCGAUUGGCUCGACCCGCCGCCGCUUGGCACGCCGGCCUACAGCGACGAGGAGUGGUCGUGGCAUGAGAUCCCCGACCCGCCGUUCGAGCGCAGGCACGUCACCUCCUACGCCGUGCACGCCGACGGGCAGACCAUCUUCGUCAGCAUCAAGAAGGGCGCCUCUGCAGCGACAUUCUCGUUCGAGACGGAGGAGCAUGGCGGCGUCUGGCACCGCCACGGCAAGUGGGCGCUGCCGUUCACCGGCCGCGCGCACUUUGACAGCGAGCUUGGCGCCUGGGUUGGGCUUUCCGGGGAGCCGGGCAGCAUCGGCCACCUCUGCUCCUGCGACGUGGUGCCCGCCAUCCCCGACGCCGACGGCAAGGGGCAGUGCCCAGCCCGGAAGCUAAGCAAGGAGAAGCUGCUCAGCGAUGACCCGACCGAGAGGCACGUUGGUGCCACCCUCGUGUACAUGGGGGGAAGAAGCAAGUUUUGCCUCGUGCAGUGCGUCUCGAUCGACGGCGAUCGUGCUGACGAGAGGUGUGACUGCAACCUGGAUGACGAAGACGACUCGGAAGAUGAGAGGAAUGGCUGCGAUCUGGAGGAAUGCUACUACUGCGAUGAUGACCUACUGGAUGUCUGUGACAUGGAGGACGACGAUGGCUCUGCAGCUGACGAGAUGAAGGACUGCGAGACCUCUCGGCCGCGUCGCUAUUUGGGUCGUUUGACUAGUUUCACUCUGAAAUAUGACAGGAAUGGAGACCUGACAACAGGCAGCAGCUGCCGAGUUCGAUACUACAGGGUGCCAGGAGGAUCGACUGUGCCUCUGCUCAGCAAUCCGGUGGCAUUCUGGAUGUGAAAACCUGAGAACCAUUGGGUAUGGACAUCACCAUGUCAUGAUAUCCUCUUCGAAGUACCUGGAUUUGUGCUGAUAUCUGAAUGUACUUGAGUAUUAAGAGUAGGAGUAAUGAAUUCUGAAUCAUUUGGGUACAUUGAAGUCUGGCUUUAUUUUUAUGCAUGUAGUUUGCUAAUGUCAUGGUAUUGGUAUCACGUUA